Molecule: messenger RNA, 1642 nt
Organism: Sinocyclocheilus anshuiensis
Lineage: Eukaryota; Metazoa; Chordata; Actinopteri; Cypriniformes; Cyprinidae
Product: CDP-diacylglycerol--inositol 3-phosphatidyltransferase-like
Exons: 6
Coding region: 136-777 (213 amino acids)
Biological process (GO): phosphatidylinositol biosynthetic process
Cellular component (GO): membrane; Golgi apparatus
Molecular function (GO): CDP-diacylglycerol-inositol 3-phosphatidyltransferase activity
Source: RefSeq, a predicted model, not a curated record
CACGUACGGGAAACAUUACGCCACGCUCCGCUACAGUCCUCCAGCAGUCGGAGCGGUUUGAAGAGGGAAAUAGAAACAUAGAAACCUAGAAUAGAAAUUGCAGGCAGCUCCGACCAAAUAGAAACGCUCGUCACCAUGGCCGAAGAAAAUAUCUUCCUGUUCGUGCCGAAUUUGAUCGGAUAUGCCCGUAUUGUACUGGCUCUGGUAUCCUUCUACCUGAUGCCCUGCUGCCCGGGUCCAGCAGUGUUUUGUUACCUACUGAGUGCCCUGUUGGAUGCCUUCGAUGGACACGCAGCUCGCGCUCUUAAUCAAGGUACAAAGUUUGGUGCCAUGCUGGACAUGUUGACAGACCGUUGUGCCACCAUGUGUUUGUUGGUGAACCUGGCACUGCUGUACCCGUCCUACACUUUCUUGUUUCAGCUCAGCAUGUGUCUGGACAUUGCCAGCCACUGGCUGCACCUGCACAGUUCCAUGAUGAAGGGAGCCACCAGUCACAAGACCAUUGACCUCUCUGGCAACCCCAUCUUACGGCUGUACUACACAUCCAGGCCGGUGCUGUUUUUCAUGUGUAUGGGGAACGAGCUGUUCUUCUGUCUGCUGUAUGUAAUGUACUACAUCAAGGAACCCCAGGUGUGGCUACAAUGGCUGCUGGGAGUUUGCAGCGUGGUCUGUGUGCUGAAGUCUGGCAUUAGUCUCCUCCACCUCAUCACCGCCUCCCGUAACAUGGCUGCUAUCGAUGUGGCUGACCGUGAGAGAGAGCGGAGCAAAGCACAAUGAGACAUGAGAGUAUGCAGAAACCAAGAAAAAUGAGACAAAGGCUGUGCAAAAGAGAUGAGCAGAAAAAAGAGUGAUGAGAUCGCUGGCCAGUAUAAAUGAGGAUGAGAUAAUGGAAAUCAAUUAUGGGACCACACAAAGCCUCAGUGAGCAUUUAUAUUUAUUUGAAUAUAGAUUAUCAAUGCUAUAAUGCCAGGGCAAAUUCCUUACGAGUUUUACCCAUAUUCCUGUAGUUGUGCUUUUCAUUGCUGUUGAUGGAACUAGUAGUUGCACAAUGAGUGUACCAUGUUUAUGUCAUCUUUGGGGUGUCAUCAUAUUCAUUUUUAUGUUUGAGGGUUAAUUUAUUAGUUAAUGGAAUAAUCAUGUAUCAUUUAAAUGGAAUUUAGAAUAGCUCUGCUAUUUAAAACCAACAUUUCCACACAUGCACACACACACACACACACACACAGACAGGCACAUUCCACGCUUCAGCUGAAAGCCACUUGAGUAUUACUGUAUUUGGCCAUUGUUUUAUCAUUAGUUGUGGUAUUUAAUUAUUUUGAACUGUCUGUAUGAGCCUGUCUAUAACUGUUUUAUUACACUCACUGUUGUUUUUGUUGCAGGUAUAUCAAAGAAUGUUUAUCUGUUUGAAUAUUAGUUUGAAGAGUGUGAAGCCAUUAUUAUAUUAAGCAAGUGGCUCAGGCAUCAUUUUCGUCCAUAGCCUCCUGAAUGUAUUAUUGGGUUGUGGUAGAGGGGUAGACGUACUGUUUGCUGUCUAAAGUUUUACAGCUGUUGUUAUAAAUGAUCUGAAAUAUAUGAGAGUUAUAUGAUUGGAGAAAAGUAAUUUUGUACUGUAACUGAUGAUUUGACAAUAAAGAUAUCCUGACAA